AUGAAGAUAAUUCCCAUCCCUUGUCUGGAAGACAACUACUCCUACUUGAUCGUUGAUGAAGUUAGCAGAGAAGGAGCAGUUGUAGACCCAGUCGAACCACAGAAAGUGGUUGAUGUUGCCGAGGAAAACUGGGUUGACCUCAAGUCUGUCCUCACCACUCAUCAUCACUGGGAUCAUGCAGGGGGUAAUGAAGAGAUGAAGAAGUUGGUCCCCAAGAUCAAAAUUCAUGGUGGAAUCUAUGAUAAUGUGGCGGCCUGCACUCACCCAGUUAGAGAUGGUGAUAAGUUACUGAUUGGAGUUGAUACCUUCGUUACAUGUCUUCUCACUCCUUGUCACACCAGAGGCCAUAUCAGUUAUUACGCCACUGGAAAACAAGGAGAGGAACCUGCUGUUUUCACCGGAGACACAAUGUUUGUAGCAGGAUGUGGCAAGUUUAUGGAGGGAACCGCAGUGCAGAUGCACGAAUCUCUGUGCAACAUUUUAGGCGCUUUGCCCAAAUCAACCCGGGUUUACUGCGGUCACGAGUACACAGUAAAGAACUUGCAGUUCGCCUCCGAAAUCGAACCUGAGAAUUCAAGGAUAAUAGAGAAGCUGAAAUGGGCUAAGCAUCAAAGAUCAGCGGGACGUCCAACUGUUCCAUCAACCAUUAAGGAAGAGUGGGAGACUAACCCCUUCCUGCGGGUUGAUAAUCCUGAGAUUCAGAAGAAAGUUGGAACCGAAUCCCCAGUGGAAGCUUUACAGGAGCUGAGGCAACGGAAAGAUAACUGGAAGGCCUGA
Messenger RNA from Oldenlandia corymbosa var. corymbosa, 777 nucleotides. The record is from the annotation of a GenBank genome assembly. Lineage: Eukaryota; Viridiplantae; Streptophyta; Magnoliopsida; Gentianales; Rubiaceae.